Molecule: messenger RNA, 819 nt
Organism: Eruca vesicaria subsp. sativa (arugula)
Lineage: Eukaryota; Viridiplantae; Streptophyta; Magnoliopsida; Brassicales; Brassicaceae
Source: the annotation of a GenBank genome assembly
CGACACCGUUUUCUUUGUAUUUUUUAUCUAAAAGAGUAUAUAAAUAAAUAGCUAAAAGCAGUUAUACCAAAAUAGGAACGAAAGAGAAACGUGAUCGGGAGGUGAAAGAAUCACACAAACAAAGCACUAAUAAUCGCAUCUACGGUGGAUCUUCGCCGGAGUAUAUCCCGAGGAAAUCGGUUUCAGAUGGAGAGGGCCGAUGUAGUACACGAAGAAAUUGCUGCUGCUGAGCCUCCUUCUUCUCCUGGUGUAGCCAUAAGAUCUCGGCUCAGUAACAGAGCAGAUCCUUUCCUUGUUGUUUGCAGGUGUUUCAGCUUCGUCACCUCUCUCAUCGCCAUUCUCUGCGUUGUCGUUAAUGUUCUCGCUGCUAUUCGCUCCUUCCGAGAUAGCCACGAUCUGUUUGAUGGAAUAUUCCGGUGUUAUGCUGUGGUGAUUGCUUGCUUUGUGGUUCUCGCCGAGACUGAAUGGGGUUUCAUCCUCAAAUUUUCCAAGGUUCUUGAGUAUUGGGCUGGAAGGGGAAUGCUUCAGAUUUUUGUUGCUGUGAUGACAAGAGCUUUCCCUGACUAUCUGGCUCAGAAGAAGGAUCUCCUGCUUCUGCAGAAUAUCGCUAGCUACAUGCUUAUCGCUAGCUACAUGCUCCUUGCUUGUGGUCUUAUCUAUGUCAUCUCAGGAGUUCUAUGCAUCGGUGCUCGACAGCACAAGGAAAUUUCUAGAGAACAAGCCGUCAAGGAUCUCGAGGAGAUAGACCGACGCAGGGAAGAGUUGGAACAACUACUCCUGAAGCAUCGCAGUAGAGACGACGUGUGAAUAGCAACUACC